AUGGGGAUGGUUGGCGUCAGGAAGGGCAUCCGGCCAAAACCAAACUCUGCCAAAACCAAAAUGACAGUUCAUUUGAAUGUAGCCUCGGAAAAUGCCAGGGCGUCCCCUGAAUGCGAUGUGCAGGGAUCUCGCCUGACACCUGUGAGAAGUGAGCAAGGGCUACCGCGUCAAGGACGAGCAUGGCCAAAGAAGUUAGUCCAAAAUCUAAGAGCUGGAACGCUGAACGUAGGAAGCAUGAUAGGAAGGGGUAGAGAGCUGGCAGACCUGAUGGAGAGAAGAAAGGUGGGUGGGUUGUGUGUGCAGGAGACGAGGUGGAGGGGGAACAAGUCGAGGGACAUUGGAGCAGGGUGUAAGCUCGCCUACAGUGGAGCAAACGCCCAAGGGCGGAAUGGUGUAGGCAUUGUACUGGACAGUAAGUGGAGGGAGGAUUUGGUGAGCGUGGGAAGGAGGAGCGAUAGGAUAAUGAGUGUGAAGUUGGGAGUUGGAAGUACAGUUCUAAAUGUGGUUUGCGCAUACGCUCCACAAGUGGGAUGUACUGAGGAAUAG
Molecule: messenger RNA, 546 nt
Organism: Limulus polyphemus (Atlantic horseshoe crab)
Lineage: Eukaryota; Metazoa; Arthropoda; Merostomata; Xiphosura; Limulidae
Exons: 1
Coding region: 1-546 (181 amino acids)
Source: RefSeq, a predicted model, not a curated record